AAAAAGCGAAUGCAAGUGCCAGAACAGUACACACUGUCAUACCAUAUUAUACUUAGAAUCUAGUACAUCAUCUAGAUCUAGAUCUAGUCUAGAUUUAGGCCUACAAUCUAGAUCUAGUCUAGAUCUAGAUCUAUCUAAUCUGAAAUAAGAAUCUACGAUCCCCACUUGAAUGGCCUCUGAUGGUCAACAAGGCUCCAGGCAAGUGAGAUCUGUUAUAGAAUUACUCUGCACAAUUCUUGAAGAAAACAACAUAACCACCAUUCGUGCAGAAACAUUACGCCAAGCUAAAUUUAAUAAGGAUGGUUGUACGAGAGAAAUGUGGAAUCUUGUCUCUGACAUUGUCUACUACUGUUCAAAUCAUAAAAUGUUCAAGUUGAAACUGAACAAGCUUGAAACAUUUUCAGGUUCUAGCAGACAACUUUUGUUAGUGCUGGGCUGGCUGAUUCACAAAACAAACCUGAUUGAAGACAUUAUUUAUACAAGGUCAAAUCCAUUAGAUGUGGAGCUUCUUCAGGAUGAAAGAUUUGCUCCAUCAAGAGAUGAAAAAGUUGCUCCAUCAAGAGAUUUGUUACCCCAUGAAAAAAUGGGCCAACAUCUUCUUUUGUGUGGUAAACUGAGGCUAGCAUGGCGUAGGCUGUAUGGUCUACAGCAAGAACUGGCAAUUCUCACAAAUAAGAUAGCUCAGCAUACAGCAGGACUUAGCUUACAAGUUGGCUGGGACCAUUUAACUGCUGCACAAGUUUAUCUGCUAAAAAACCCUGACAGGUUACUACAGCUGCUGGUUGACCUUGAAGCUGAGAUGAGAUCCCUGCAACAUUUACUUGAAUGGAAGGAAAAGAAAUCUGUUUUCUGGCAUUGGAUGGCCAGUGUACUGGAGCUGGAGCAGAGGUCAACUGGACCAGAUGCUGGACAAAUUGCUGAGAAUUUAGGACAGGACAUUAGCACAGCAAGGUCAAAGGUCAGAGAGUUGAUUCUAAAUCACGAGCCAGACAUGAAUAGACUUGAGCAGCUCAUUCCACUCAAGAGAUCAACUUCAAUAGGAUGGGUUGAGCAAGUGGAUUUAGAACUGCUAGGUCUCACGCAGUUGCUGUCUCACAGUGCUGUACCCUGCCAGCUGUCUCACAGUGCUGUACCCUGUCCCCACCAGCUGUCUCACAGUGCUGUACCCUGCCCCCAGCAGCUGUCUCACAGUGCUGUACCCUGCCCCAACCAGCUGUCUCACAGUGCUGUACCCUGCCCCCAGCAGACAAGUGGACAAGUGCAAAACACAGCUAUUGCUGUGUUCCAGUUACAAGAGGAAAUGUUGAAGCAGGCCGCACUGGUUGGCAACCUGCAAGUCCAGCUCCAGAAAUGUCAAGUUGAAAAAAUUGAGGAAAUUGGAGCUUUCCUACAAAUGUACCCAGAUGUCAUUUGUAUACAGGCAAGAAAAUGACAUGCAUACACGUCAUUUAUACUAGGGCAAGAAUGUAUAAAAUGUAUAAAAAGUGAUGCAUAUUGCUAAUCUAGAUCAGAGAUGGUCUGAUUGUUUAUUGACUUCAAAUGUUAAAAUAAAUUAAUUGAUCUGUGCUUAAUAUAGAACAAUUUGUUUGGAAACUAUAAUGUAUUUUAUUGUAUGUAUUUCGCUGAUGCUCAUAUUAAAACUGUUAUGGGUUAACUGUGCUAAAGUUUUAACAGUCAACUAAGCUGUGCUAGAGUUAACAUUUAACACAUCUGAAUAAAGUCUGGAAUUUUUCAAAAAAAGUCUGGAAUUU
Messenger RNA from Physella acuta, 1751 nucleotides. RefSeq names its product tubulin epsilon and delta complex protein 1. NCBI's taxonomy places the organism in Eukaryota, Metazoa, Mollusca, Gastropoda, Physidae. The record is from RefSeq and is a predicted model, not a curated record.